AUGGUGGAGGUGUGUGUUCGAGGUAAAACCACACUAAAACCAAGAGUUGUGUUAGACUAUAAUGAAGGUAAAUCUCCAAUAGAUUUAGCAGAUCAAAUGAGUUCCUAUUCAAAUCCAUUGCGUCGUACUGUAAAAUGGUACAAAAUAGUAGUAUUAGAUACACUUUUGAAUAUUGCGGUCGUCAAUGCUCAUGUUUUAUUUACUCAAGUAACUAAUAAUAAGAUAUCAAUAAUUGAUUUUCGUACAGCGUUAGUAGAAAUUCUUAUCACUCAAAAUAUUGAACCAGAACCAUAUAGCCAAAUAACUACAAUUAAACAUAAGCUAAUAAAAGCCUCAAAAAAUAGGUGCCAUAAAUGCUAUAGCAUACUGGUGAAAGAAAAAGGUAGACAACAGUCACAGAAGUAUUCCAAAAAAACUAGUACAAAAUGCGAGGGUUGUGACAAAUACUAUUGUGUAGACUGUUUUUUUGAAGAUCACAAAGUUGUACCAAUAUAA
This is a messenger RNA of Rhopalosiphum padi (bird cherry-oat aphid), 495 nucleotides long. Its product is annotated as piggyBac transposable element-derived protein 4-like. The transcript has a single exon. The record is from RefSeq and is a predicted model, not a curated record. Bases 1 to 495 code for a protein of 164 amino acids. NCBI's taxonomy places the organism in Eukaryota, Metazoa, Arthropoda, Insecta, Hemiptera, Aphididae.